Molecule: messenger RNA, 5166 nt
Organism: Corvus hawaiiensis (hawaiian crow)
Lineage: Eukaryota; Metazoa; Chordata; Aves; Passeriformes; Corvidae
Gene: KITLG
Product: KIT ligand
Exons: 10
Coding region: 293-1150 (285 amino acids)
Biological process (GO): cell adhesion; positive regulation of cell population proliferation
Cellular component (GO): plasma membrane
Molecular function (GO): stem cell factor receptor binding; cytokine activity
Source: RefSeq, a predicted model, not a curated record
GGCGUGUCCUGCCUGGGCUGCCGCCGCCGCCGCUGUUGGAGGCAGAUCGGAGAUAUAAAAGACCUGGCCGGGGGCCGGCGGUGGCUUCAGCGAGCGCGGACGCUCAGGCCGUGGGGAGACGGCGCAGCGGGGCGCGCGGAGCUGCGGCGGGACAGGCGGAGGCAGCGCGGGGCUCGCCGUGGGCAACCCCAAUGCGUGGACUAUCGGCUGCUGCAUUAUGCUGGAGCUACAGUUCCGCUGAAGGGAGUUUGCACACGGCCGGCUGGGCUGGACUGCAGCGCUGCCGUUCCUUAUGAAGAAGGCACAAACUUGGAUUAUCACUUGCUUUUGUCUUCAACUACUCCUACUUAAUCCUCUUGUCAAAGCCCAGAGUUCCUGCGGGAAUCCAGUCACUGAUGAUGUGAAUGACAUUGCAAAAUUGGUUGGAAAUCUCCCAAAUGAUUAUAUGAUAACCCUUAAAUAUGUCCCGAAGAUGGAUAGUCUGCCUAAUCACUGUUGGUUGCAUUUGAUGGUGCCUGAAUUUUCAAGGAGUCUACAUAAUCUUCUCCAGAAAUUCUCAGAUAUUUCAGAUAUGUCAGAUGUUUUAAGCAACUAUUUAAUCAUCAAUAAUCUCACAAGGAUAAUUAAUGAUCUUAUGGCAUGCCUUGCUUUUGAUAAAAACAAGGAUUUUGUAAAAGAAAAUGGUCACCUUUAUGAAGAAGGUCACUUCAUUCCUGAGGAUUUUUUUAGGCACUUUAAUAGUACCAUUGAGGUCUACAAAGAGUCUGCAGACAGAUUGGAUAGGAAUGACUGCAUUUUGCCUUCAACAGUAGAAACAUCAGUGAAUGAUUCCAGAGUCGCUGUCACAAAAACAUUUUUGUUUCCUCCUGUUGCUGCCAGCUCUCUUAGGAAUGACAGCAUUGGCAGUAGCACUAGCAGUAACAAAGAAGCACUUGGCUUCAUUAGCAGCUCCAGCCUGCAAGGGAUCAGCAUAGCACUGACAUCAUUGCUGUCUCUCGUUAUUGGCUUUAUUUUGGGAGCCAUAUACUGGAAGAAAAUACAUCCCAAAUCCAGACCAGAAAGUGAUGAAACUACACAGUGUCAUGACUAUCAAGAGGAAAAUGAGAUAAGUAUGUUGCAGCAAAAAGAAAAGGAGCAUCUACAGGUGUAGCUGUUGCUUUUUCUCCCUCAACACUGUUACUGUUUUGUGUACUGGCAGGUAACAGUUCCAUGUUCGCUUCAUAAAUGAAGCAGCUUUAACCACAUUCGUAUUCCUUCUGGAGUGACAGACUGAGUCUGCAUCUGUUGUUGCCGCCCAUGACUCCAUAGACAUGAUACAGAAAUGAGGACAAUUUGUGUUUGUUACUGUGAAACCAACACUGAAUUGAACAAUGACAAGAAGAGUGUGCACUUAGCAGGACUGUAUCUUAUGUGAAUAUCUACCUUGUGUGACAUUUGAUGUUUUUUAAUUGCAUUAGUACUUUCAGCUGACUCUGGCAAACAAAGUAUGUCCUGAACAAAAAAGCAUCCUUCAAAUGCCUCCAACUGUGUGUAAUCAUUGCAAGUCAUAAAUACCUUUGCAUCCUUAAUUUAAAUUCUGUGUCCUCUACCUUACAUUGAUAUCUUCAGAUAAAGCACAGACAGAAAGUGCAGAAAUGGAUACAGAUAACCUACACUUCAAUAUUGUAUAUAAAAUUUGAAAGCAAAGUCAUGCCAUGAGCUCGUGUUCUAGACUUAGACUUGUAAGGAUCUGUGUUUAUGUCUGUCAAGGGCUGUGUGUACAGCAACAUGUGGUCUCUGUCGCGUGCCAGGUGGCUGGUUGCCCACCCCAGAAAGCCUCAAGAAUUCAUCAGCGUUGGUGGUCUCUGUUCAGAAGAAGCAAAUAGUGGAUGAAGACAAAGUAAAGAGGAGGUGAAUGUACCUCAUGGAGCUUCGAAGAAUUAAGAGUAACUGCUGGUUAUGUGAACACUGGUGAAAUUUCCAGUCAUGCUAAAGGAAAGUAAAGAGUCUGAAUUGCGUUCAAACAUCAGAAUAAAGACAAACCCAGGAAUUGCAUUUUAAAUUCUGAAGAUGCAUGCCAUUGAUACCUUGUCUUUAAAUGUAUAGCAUAGCAAAUCUGAAAGAUCCUGAGAGUGUAUUUAGCUUUUACUUACAUCAGCUGUAAUAAAUGUUUGCAUUGUGUUUUAAGUGAUUAGUAAGCUUUAAUAUCCUGGCAUUCUCCACUCUUGAAAGUUAAUUCUUUUGAAACAAAAGAGAAAGGCUUUGUUUCCCACCUGUCUUCUGCAUCUAUGACUGUUAUAGCAUCCAUGGAAUAUGAACAGGACUGAUGUACAGAUGUGCGUUUUCAAGUAAAUCCUAAAAAUACCAUAGUAGAAGUUACAAGUGUAGUAACUUUCAUCUUGUCUCUUGCCAGAUAAUGAGUUAUUUAUCUGUAUUAGGGUUGUAAUUCAGAAAGGUAAAGGGUUGCAACUCACAUCAGGUGACACACUGUCAUCUGUUGUGAUAUUGACCAGGUCAGCAAGUUUUAGUUUAAGUAACUUGAAAACUUAAAAAAAACCCCAAACAACCCUUUUAAAGUUUUGCAUAAAGUUUGAGUUCUCUUUAAAAUGUAUAGUUACUGAAUUUUUUAAGAGUUCUUGUGGAAAUUUUAAUCUUCUGCUGAAUUUUCUGAGAACCAUGCAUAAAAAGAAUAUGUCAGACAUAUAAUAUAUAUGUGUGUGUGCGUGCAUGUGUGUGUGUGUAUUAUUGGUAAAACUGUCUUUCAUACUUAGAAAAAAGGAAAAAUCUCAGAACCUUACCGUACUUGAUGACAGAGCUGAUGUGUGCAUGUAGCCACAUCAUGUGGAAUUUUGACCCUACCGUAAUCAAUGCUGAAAUUUCUCAUGAAUUCACUGAUACAAGGAUUUGAUCAUGUGGAAUUUUUAUUUAUACUCAGGCCCUUUUUGCACUUUCUGUUUGUCAGAAAAGGGCCCUCAAGUCCUACUCAGCUGGUAUAAAUCAGCAUAGUUCCAUUAAGCAUAACUUUGGGGUUUGCAUCACCUGAGGAACUUUUCUUAGACAAGAUCAAAAGAAGUUUAGUGUGGGGAUUAGGCUUUCAUGUUUAUUCUGAAGAUGCUGGAGCACUCACCAGUUAAUAAUCAGGGUUGCUCACCACUUCUAAAAAGUAAGUGCAUUGCUCAAACAUUGGAAUUCCCCAUCUGAAGCUUAGUCUCCUUUGACACUGUGUAGUUCUUUACCCACAAGGCUCUCAGAUACUGAGUUUCAAAUUUAUUGAAGAGUUACUCUAAAAGAAAUGUCAGCAUGACCUAAUUGAUGGAAAUUUGCACCUUAUUGGUAAUGCAGAGAAUAAUUGUGUAUUGGUUUUGAUUGAAUGGAAAAGUAUCCACAGUAAGUGGAAGUGUGUUUAUACAAUCCUUACACAUUGUAUAAAAACUUUGAAUACUUCAUACAAUGUGCUCUUGAGGCUAGCUUAUAUAUUUGAGGGUUUGGGUUUUUUCUUAUAUUCAGUAAAACAAAAAUCUGGUAUUUAUUAAUGCUCUUUGUUGAUAAAAAAUAUUCAUUUUCCUAAAUGCAUUCUUUACGGAAAAUCAAAUACCCAAAUACUUUAAUAUUCAAAAGCAUGAUAUUUUAGGCUUCUUAAUCUUCAGUACUAUAGAAAAUAACAGUUAUGAAUUGAAACAUAUAAUAAACACACUUUGACCAUGACAAAAUGUUCACCUUCCAGGAGCAACAUCUUGAAGUAAGUCGCUUUCAAAUAAUGUCAGACACUUUAAUCUCUUCUGUGGAGCAAGGUAAAUUUAAGGUUAUAUGAGAACAGAAAGAAAAUUCAUGUAUAAACUUUUGACCUUCACAUCACAAACACUGUUCUUUGAAUGUGCAUGAAAGUCAUAUGACACCUGGAAUAGCAGAACUCUUGUUGGACCACAUGGUUUUCCCAUUCUUUUCCCCCCUUUUAAGAGAUCUGAACACAACAUUGGGCAUUCUCAAUCCUCUUGCAAAGCAGAAGGAGACUUCUAGACAUGCAUGGAUACACUAGAUGGCAUGGCACUUGGAAGUGGGAUCGUGAAUUUACUGAAAACUUUCUGUGCCCGCUGAGGAGAUCUUUACUUUGGGCAUAGUGAAAUUUUGAAAGACUACAGACUUGUGAGACAUCUUUGAAAUCAAUGGAAAUAGAUCAAGUUACUCUUCAGUUGGAGAUGGGGUGGCAGAAAUAGUCCUUUAAUUGCUUCUGUAUUCCAUUGUAAGCUGUUUAACUUCUAGAGAGUAAUCAGGUUUUUCAGUCUUCUUUUUGGGUAGACAGGGCCCAUGCAUUAACACAGUCGGAAAAUUAACACCCUUCCUCUUAAAAUAAAAUUGGGGAAAAAAUGGGUGGUUUAUUUUUUUUUUAUAUAUAAGUCAACCAAAUUUGGCUUUUGGAUGUCUGUGGUUUGGUGAGAAAUGUAACAUUUUUAGGUUUCCCUUGAAAUAGUUGAAUUUGCAUGCAAUUAAUAGUGGCCUUGUGAGAAUAAAAAAGCAGAUAGUCUUAUACUAACUGUUCUACUUUAGACAUGUGUUUACUUGAAUGAAUUAAUGGUACUUAUUUCAUCACGAGGUCAUUUUAUAAGCAAGCUUAUAAAAUGUGCUUUACUAUGGAGUAUGUGUACAACCUGCACAUUUUUUAGAUUCUCAUCUGCAGCAGCUCUGUUUUCUCUGUUCUCUACGUAAUACGCUGAAACUGUUCAGUACACAAAAUAGAAUUAUUAAAUUGAAAAUCUGACUGUACAUAUAAAAUACUGAUAUUUUGAGUUAGAUUUACAUUUAAGAAUUAUCCAACAUUCUUCAAUUCAGGAAUAUGAUUCAACUGUCUUAAAUGCAGAUUUACAGUAAUGGUGGCAUGUUGCUAUUUUGUUAUCAAAUUGAUGGAACGCAGAAUCUUCAGACUCUUUAGUGAUAGAGACACAGACAUUUGCUGGUUGCAUCAUGGGCGAAUUCAUUUAUUUCAAUGUAAAUGUCAGCACAGUUUUGCAUAGUUACAUUCUGACUGAAGGUAAUCAACGAAGUUUAUAAAAUGUGAUGUGUAUGUACAUAUGUGUCCUCUUAAAGGUAGAUGUUUUACCAGAUCCCUUUUUAUACCAGUUCAUAUUUGGAAUUUACAUUAUAUACAUAUACUUUAUUGUUCUAAAUAAAGAUAUUAUGCACUGUCAAAUA